CACCUGAAAAGUAGUGUAGACAUAUUCCUGUCAUCUUUCACAGCGCACUGCACACUUCACAGUUUCACACAGAAAAACACUGAUUAUUCAUUAUCAAGAAUGACUAAAACCCUUCCCAUAGGUAAUGAAUCAGUAACCAGUUGACGAGGCAAAUUUACCCAGUGUGCAAAAGGGACAUCAAAAUCAGCCUUGAGGGAAAACAAAGAUUUGCAAAGUCUGUUUUCAGUAAGAUUACCAGAACUAAAAGAGGACACAUUCACUCUGUACGAACCCACAGUGGUUUUUUUUUUUUUUUGUCCUUAACGCAGAAGCCCUGAUCUAGAUUAUAUAAGGAAGCUGAAAAGGACUCUGCUAAUAUUUAUUUCUGCACUGUGAUGGACAGGCUUGACCUCCAUUCAGCUCCAUCCACCACUGACACCAUCCUGCAGGGUCCCAGCACCGCUCUUACAAAUAAUAUUUACGCUGCUGUUAUUAAGGUGUUCAAGGGAGAGGAACUACAGCCGAAUGAACUGUACAGCUUGAAUGAAAAUACUAGGUAUAAACUAAACAAGAUGCAAUAUCUCAUUUUAAAUGAAUGUGUAAUAACUACAUUAAGCAGCUAUUUGCUAUCACCCAUGCAGGUGGCUUCUGAGGACAGAUAUGGGGUACUUUAUCAAAGAAUAUUUUCAGGUGCUUUAGUGUGUCAGAGCCCUGGUGUUCUUCGUCUGGUAAAACAAGUAAAAAAUAAAUGCAUUACUAGGAAAAGAAAAAAACAUGCUAAUAUUGCUUCAUGUGAUUAUUUGCAGAAUCAGACUUUGACCAAAGGUCUAUCAAUCAUUUUGGAUGAGAUUCAGAAGCAUGAAGGAGAGAGACAGCUGUUUGUUUUGGCCCAGGUGUGGGAUAGGUUUUUCACAGAGAUUCUGCCAACGCUGCAGGCUAUUUUAUAUCCUCUGCAGGGGCAGGAGUUGACGGUGAGACAGAUGGCUCUUCUAGGUUUCAGGGAUCUGGUCCUAUUGAAGCUCUCUCUGGGUGACCUGCUGUGCAAGGAUCUGUCUCUCAUCCCAGCAUGCAUCACACAAAUGCUACUUGUGCUACAGGGAAUUCAGGAAUCCAGAGGCCCAUCAAAGCAAUAUUGCCAACUUGAGAGUCUGGUGGCGCUAGUGGUCAGACCCUACUUAUGGAACUGCAGACACACAACCUGCACUGAACAAAGCACCAAAACAGCACAAGUGACUCAUCCUGAGAUAAGGAUUACUCAUCACAUCUCUGAAGACUCUCUGCUGUCCCCUGUAGUAGAACAGGAAGGGGAGAUGUACCUCGAGCGAGUGGGAAACCUACGACGCCACAGUGUGACAAAUGCUCAUUCAGACAUUCAGCUGCUCACUGUUACCAGUAGAAUUUACACUGGGGUGGACGACAGCUGCCAAACCAUGGAAAGAAAGACAGAAACUAUCUGACAUUCAAUAAUUUAUAAAGACAAACAU
Molecule: messenger RNA, 1463 nt
Organism: Carassius auratus (goldfish)
Lineage: Eukaryota; Metazoa; Chordata; Actinopteri; Cypriniformes; Cyprinidae
Product: proline-rich protein 5-like
Exons: 7
Coding region: 375-1436 (353 amino acids)
Biological process (GO): TORC2 signaling
Cellular component (GO): TORC2 complex
Source: RefSeq, a predicted model, not a curated record